Messenger RNA from Electrophorus electricus (electric eel), 11280 nucleotides. It is a transcript of the gene frem2b, whose product is annotated as FRAS1 related extracellular matrix 2b. Gene Ontology annotation, biological process: anatomical structure morphogenesis; homophilic cell-cell adhesion; cell communication. Gene Ontology annotation, molecular function: calcium ion binding. Gene Ontology annotation, cellular component: membrane. The record is from RefSeq and is a predicted model, not a curated record. NCBI's taxonomy places the organism in Eukaryota, Metazoa, Chordata, Actinopteri, Gymnotiformes, Gymnotidae.
UUUAUGCUGGAGGCUGCUGCUCGAGGAGAAUGGUGCACCUUAGGGCUCUCCAGGACCGCGCUGUUUUUAUCUGAACUUUUGUCGUUCGUGCAUCUUUGCUCGCGUACAGUCCGAAACAUUUUACAGUCACUGUGACUCGCGCUACAAAUGGCUAAGAAUCCCCCCGCGCAACGACGCAAGACUGCCAUGUCUGUCUUUAUUCCACUGUUUUUCACUGGAAUGACUUUGGCAGAUCAAACACGGCUUUCGGACAGCUUUGGACUAACCUAUGGCUUAAGGUCAGAGCUUUCUGAGGAUGCUAUACUGGUCGCCAACAACGGAAUAAGGGUCCCUUUCGGCAGGUCUGUUUUUGUUGAUCCGGUCAACGAUUUGGUUAUCCAGGUUCAACCCGGAGACAAGUGCACCUUGACUGUUCUGGAUAACGACCCUUUAUCACAGAGACCGGGUCAGCUGUCACCUAAAAAGUUCCCGUGUGAAUUUGGUCCCAACGACGUGAAGUACUCGCACUUCGGAUCACGGAGCCCGUCCAAAGACAGGGUGAGACUCCAACUUCGAUAUGACACACAGACCGACACGGUGAUCGUUCCGUUCAUGAUGGAGGUAGAGGUGGUGUUUACUCAGCUGGAGAUUUUGACUAAAAACAUGCCCGUUACAGUGGAAAAACUGCUUGGGAUAAGUCAUCCAAUCGAUAAGAAAAUUCUUGAGUUUACUUUCGAUAGAAACGCUUAUCAGUGCAAAGUAACGUCUCUUGCUAGUGCCAGUGCUCUGCCCAGGUAUGGAAAGCUCAUCGAUGAAGGUAAAUUAAGCAAAAUGAUUGACUGUGAUGAAUUUAUCAUGCUGAACAUUCGCUAUCAGCACACCUUUGCCCAUCAUUCUCCGAACCGAGAUUAUGCCCCAAUGUACGUAGAACUACAAGACAAGGAAAGUAACGUUGUGAAGCAGGAGUUUUUCCAAAUUAUGAUGCGCAUUAAAGAGGGUGAGGAGAACAUGGCUCCUAAACCCAGCUUUGUGGCCAUGAUGAUGAUGGAAGUCAACCAGUUUGUGAUGACCGCUAUAACCCCUGACAUGCUAGCCGCCGAGGAUGUUGAAUCGGCUCCCGAUGACCUAAUCUUCAACAUUACCUCUCCCUUAUCAUUUGAGGAAGGCUACAUUGUUAGCACAGACGAUAGGAAUUUGCCGAUCACAUCCUUUUAUCAGGGGGAUCUGAAGGAUCUUAAAAUAGCAUACAAGCCUCCAUCCGUGGAUUCAGACGUUGAGAGGAUUUUCCAAAUUGAGUUUGUGGUUGUAGACACAGAGGGAGCUGUCUCAGAUCCCUUUGCAUUCAUGAUUGCGGUUAAGCCCAUGAACACUCUGGCUCCUGUUGUGACCCAUAACACGGGGCAGCUGUUGUACGAAGGCCAGUCCAGGCCGCUGUCCAGCUCACAGAGCCUGCAGAUCAGCGAUGAGGACAAUUUGAAUGAUGUGAGGGUGACGGUGAUUGAUGGGCUGAAGCAUGGAGAGCUGACGGUCCUGGGGUCCAGGAGGAAGUUCUUUACGCCAGCGGACCUUGACCUUGGCGCUGUCAUCUACCAGCAUGACGGCAGCGACACCUACAGCGACAACAUCAUUUUCCGCAUGACGGACGGCAAGCACGAGGUGGAAUUCCUCUUCCCCAUAACUGUGGUCCCAACUGACGAUGAGCCCCCCAUCAUCAACGCCAACACAGGCCUGGUGGUGUACAAAAAACAGAUGGUGCUUAUCUCCCCUUUAAUGCUCAGUGCUGCUGACAUCGACUCAGAGGACUCAACGAUUACAUUUCUUAUGCAGCCUCCUUUCUCUAGCGUAGGGGAGGUGCUGCUCCGCCAGGCGGAUGCGCCAGAGGACCCCUCCACAUGGAGGUUUAAUUCUGAAGAUGAGAUGUACGAAAAGCCAGUGACACAGUGGCUCCAGCAGGACAUUACCGAUGGGAAGCUGUUCUACAGGCACGUGGGGCCUCACAACACCCAGGCCAUUAUGGAUCAGGUAGUUUUCCGAGUCCAAGAUGAUAAUGAUCCACCGAAUCAGUCAGGGGAGAACUCUUUUGUCAUCAAAAUUCUGCCAGUUGAUGACAUUCCCCCGGAGCUGUACCCUGGCGUCACCCUGCAUCUGACUGUACAUGAAUUUCAGCUCACCUACUUCCGUAAGAAAUUCUUGCGUUAUACUGAUUUGGACUCAGACGACAGGGACUUAAAGUACACCAUCACUCAACCACCGACAGACACCGAUGAAAACAGCCCUGGUCUUCUGGGAAGCAUCGUUUUGACAGAGACUCCAAAUACAGAGGUCAUAGAGUUCACCCAAGCGCAGAUAAAUCACCAUAAGAUUGCAUACAAGCCUCCUGAUCUGGAGUUGGGAAUAACUCCACAUGUAAUCCAGUUCCAGUACACUGUGGAAGACACAGCAGGGAACAGCGUCAGCGGAGUGUUCACUAUUUUCUUGCAGCCUGUUGACAACAAGCCACCCCAGAUAACCAACACAGGGUUCAGCGUCCUGGAGCGGAGCACGCAUGGCAUCACGCGCACGGAGCUUCACACCGCAGACCCGGACACGGACCACGCAAAGAUUUCUUUCACACUCACCCAGCCUCCUCUGCACGGCCAGGUCAUGUACACAUCGAUCCGCCUGACCAAGGGGGGUUCUUUCAAUCUGGAUGAUAUUUCUAACGGCAGGAUCUCCUAUGUUCACAGCGGAGACGAGUCCACCAAUGAUUUCUUUCAGCUCGAUGUGAGUGACGGGGUCCAUGUUGUCCCGAUUACCAUCAAGAUAAAUGUGAAGCCCGUCGACGAUGAGGCUCCAAUAAUAAACCUUCCAGAAGGUACCAUUGGCUCCUACAUUGACGUGCUGGAGAAUGGAGCUACAGAGAUCACCACCAAUGUAAUUCAGGGGCGAGACGAGGACACCGAUGACCUCAGGCUGACCUUCAUAGUAGAAAAUCCGCCAGUGUUUGGUGACAUACUGGUCAAUGGGGUGCGGUCCAAUACAUUUACUCAAGCUGACAUCAUUAGUGGCCUGGUAGCGUAUACGCACACAAGUGAAGAGAUUGGCCUCGCUGUAAAACAGGACUUCUUUAAUCUGACGCUCACCGAUAUGUCUGAUGAGUGGACCGUGGGAGGAAAUAAAAUCAAGGGUGUUCGAGUGCAAGUGAUUAUACUGCCAGUAGACAACCAAGCUCCUGAGGUGUUUGUAGGGCCCCAAUUCACUGUCGUUGAGGGUGAGAAAAACGUCAUUCAAACGUUGCACAUAAGUGCUGACGAUAUAGACACUCCCAACGAUGACCUUUUGUGUACAGUCAUUGUUCAGCCCACAUCAGGCUACUUGGAAAACAUCUCUCCAGCUCCGGGAUCGGAGAAGUCCCGGUCUGGAACUGCCAUUAGUGCGUUCACCAUCAAAGACAUAACCCAGCACCAUAUCUACUAUGUCCAAAGCAUUCACAAAGAGGUGGAGCCAGUUGAAGACAGGUUCACGUUCAGAUGCUCAGAUGGCAUCAACUUCUCGGAGAGGCACUUUUUCCCCAUUGCAAUAAUCCCGUCCAAUGACGAGAAGCCGGAGAUCCACAUGAGAGAGUUUGUAGUGAUGGAGGGCAUGAACGUCGUCAUCGACACGCCUAUACUGAACGGCGUCGAUGCGGAUAUUCCCACAGAUGAGCUGACAUUUAUCAUCACUAAACCCCCCAAACACGGAAUCGUUGUGAAUCAGUUAACCUCGGGUGUUGUCCCCGUGACAAACUUUACUCUAGAGCAGAUAAGAGAGGCCUCCAGCAUUGUUUAUGAGCAUGAUGAUUCAGAGACCACAGAGGACAGUUUUAACAUUCUUCUCACCGAUGGCAAAUUCACAGUGGAAAAAACAGCCGUUAUCAUGAUCAUCCCAGUGGACGAUGAAACUCCAAGGAUGGCAAUUAAUGAUGGCCUUGAAAUAGAGAUAGGAGAAGUGAAAGAAAUCAACAACAAAGUUUUAAAAGCCACAGACCUUGACUCAGAGGACAGCACCCUUACCUACAUUAUCCGAUAUGGUCCCAACCAGGGAUUUUUACAAAGGAAAACCCCAUUUGGAACACUAGAGAACAUAACCGUUGGAACGAACUUCACGCAAAGUGAGGUGGAUCAAAGUUUGAUGGUGUACGUGCACAACGGCCAAGAGGGAAUACGUGACCUCAUCAAGUUUGAUGUCACUGAUGGCAUCAACCCGCUAAUUGACAGGUACUUUUAUGUGACAGUAGGCGGAAUAGACAUGGUGUUCCCUGAUGUUGUUAGCAAAGGCGUGUCUCUGAAAGAAGGUGGCAGGGUGAUCCUGACCACGGACUUACUCAGCACCAGCGAUCUCAACAGUCCCGACGAACAUUUGGUUUUCACCAUCACGCGAGCCCCCACGCGUGGCCACCUAGAGUGCACCGACACCCCAGGCAUGCCCGUCGCGUCUUUCACUCAGCUUCAGCUGGCCGGCAGCAAAAUCUACUACGUCCACACCGCAGACGACGAGGUCAAGAUGGACAGCUUCGAGUUUGAGGUGACUGACGGUUACAACCCUGUGUUCCGCACCUUCCGCAUCUCCAUAAGCGGCGUGGACAACAAAAAGCCCGUGGUCACCGUUCAUGGGCUGGUGGUCAACGAGGGCAAGAGCAAGCUGAUCACACCCUUCGAGCUGACGGUGGAGGACCGUGACACUGUGGACAGACUCCUAAAGUUCACCGUCACCCAGUUGCCCAUCCACGGUAAGAUCCUGUUCAACAACACCCGGCCUGUCACCACCUUCACCAAGCAGGACCUGAACGAGAACAUGAUCAGCUAUAAGCACGACGGGACAGAGUCGGCUUCCGACAGCUUCUCCUUCACCGUCACAGACGGGACCCAUGCGGACUUCUACGUCUUCCCCGACACGGUUUUCGAAACGCGCAAGCCGCAGGUGAUAAGGAUCACAAUCCUCUCCGUCGACAAUGGCAUCCCGCAGAUUGUGGUCAACAAGGGUGGUACAAUGCUAAGAACCUUGCCCACAGGACACCUGGGGUUCCUGAUUACCAGUAAAGCGCUCAAGGCCGAGGACAGAGACAGCGCUCGUGGAGCUGUGACUUUUAGAGUCGCGGUGGGCGCUAAGCACGGCUACCUCAUCAACCUGAGCAAAGGAAAUGCCAGCAUCACCACAUUUACGCAAGCCGACAUUGACGACAUGCAUGUCUGCUACGUACUUCGAGAUGGAGACAGUGCCACAAGUGAUAUUUUCUAUUUCUCCAUCGAAGACAAUGGGGGCAAUCAGCUGAGGAACCAGCCCUUCCGGCUAGCCUGGGCCUGGAUCUCCCUGGAGAAGGAGUACUACGUGGUGAAUGAGGAGGCCAAGGCCCUGGAGGUGACGCUGAGGCGCAGGGGCUACCUCGGCGAGACAUCGUUCGUCAGUAUUGGUACCAGCGAUGGGACAGCAGAGAAAGACAAAGACUUCCGAGGCAAAGCCCAGAAGCAAGUACAGUUCAAUCCAGGUCAGACCACGGCCACCUGGAGGGUACGGAUCCUUGCUGACAACCUCUACGAGCAGUCGGAGACCUUCAUGAUUGUCCUGUCCGAGCCUGUGAUGGGAGCGCUGGAGUUUCCACAGGCAGCCACUGUGGAGAUCGUGGAUCCCGGGGACGAGUCCACAGUAUUCAUCCCUUUGGCUACGUACUCCAUUGAGGAAGACAUUGGAGAGCUGCUGAUUCCUGUCCGGAGGUCCGGGGAUGUCAGCGAAGAGUUAAUGGUCAUUUGCUUCACACAACAAGGCACGGCCACUGGCACCGUUCCCACCACUGUGCUGUCCUACUCGGACUACAUCUCGCGGCCUGAGGAGCACGGCAGCGUGCUGCGCUUCGACAGGGGCGAGGCGGAGAAGGCGUGCCGCGUGGUGGUGAUUGACGACUCCCUGUACGAGCCCGAGGAGAGCUUCAACGUCACCCUCAGUAUACCCAUGGGCGGCCGGCUGGGCCAGGAGUACCCCACCGCCAGGAUAACCAUCCUGCCCGACUCUGACGACGCGCCCGUGUUCUAUUUCGGAGAGUCGGAGUACCACGUAGACGAGAGCGACGGGUACGUUGAGAUUCGGGUUUGGAGGAUGGGCACAGACCUCUACAAGACGGGCACGGUUACGGUGCGCUCCCGAAAGGCCGACCCCGUCUCCGCUGAAGCUGGAGUGGACUAUGUGGGGAUCAGCAAGAGCCUCGCCUUCGCCCCGGGGGUCACCAUGCAGACGUUCCGAGUGGCCAUCCUGGACGACCUGGGCCAGCCUGUGCUGGAGGGCCUGGAGAGGUUCGAGCUGGUCCUUCGCAUGCCCAUGAACGGAAGCGUGGGUGAGCCGGGCAGAGCCAUCGUCUUCAUCAACGACUCGGUCUCGGACUUGCCGAAGGUGCAGUUCCGCGAUGCAGCGUACGUGGGCAACGAGGGCGACGGGACGAUUACGGCGGUGGUGUAUCGCAGUGGGGACCUUCGCUACCGCUCCAGCGUACGCUGUUACAGCCGUCAGGGGUCAGCCCAGGUCAUGAUGGACUUCCACGAGCGGCCCAACACAGACGGCUCUCUCAUCACCUUCCUGCCUGGCGACGUGGAGAAACCCUGCACUCUCGUGCUCGUGGAUGACACGGAGCACGAGGAGGUGGAGGAGCUAAGGCUGGUACUGGGGAGCCACAGGAGCGACUCCCCAUUCGGGGCGUCCGUAGGAGCACAGAACGAGACGCUCGUCAGGAUACAGGACGCCGCCGACAAGCCAGUCAUCAGGUUCGGGGCGACUAAGUUCAGUGUGAGAGAGCCCACCGAGUCUGGCCAGGUCUCUGUGGUCACAGUGCCCGUGCAGAGGGUGGGUGACAUCUCCAAGGUGUCGGUGGUGCGUGUGCACACCAAAGAUGGCUCGGCGGCCUCCGGAGAGGACUACCACCCCGUGUCGGAAGACGUCGUGUUCAGAGUGGGGGAGACGGAGCAUGCGGUGGAGAUCGAGAUUCUGUACGACGGCGUGCGCGAGAUGAGGGAGGCGUUCACCGUCCACCUGAAGCCCGACGAGAACAUGGUGGCUGAGAUCCAGGUGACCAAAGCCAUUGUCUACAUCGAGGAGGGGAACAGCAUGGCCGACGUGACCUUUCCCGCGGUGCCCGUGGUCGUGUCCCUCAUGCAGUACGACGACACCGCGGACACCCGGACCGGUCGGCCGGCGGCCGGCUACCCGCUCAUCUGCGUCACGGCCUGCAGCUCCAAGUACCCGACCUUCGAGCGCACAGGCCCCAUCUGCGCCAGCGAGCAGAUCAACAACACGCUGACGCGUUACCGCUGGCUCGUGAGUGCCCCCGCGGGGCCGGACGGCGUCACCAGCCCCAUGAGGGAGUUGGACUUCGACACUUUCUUCACCUCGUCCAAAAGCAUCACCCUGGACUCCAUAUACUUCCAGGCGGGCUCGCGGGUGCAGUGUGCCGCCCGGGCCGUGAACGCCAACGGGGAUGAGGGGCUGGAACUCAGCAGCCACGUCGUCUCCAUCAGCCUGGAGGAGGGUUUGUGCCAGCCCCGCGUCCUGGGCACAGUGGGCGCUGAGCCAUUCUCUGCCAAGCUGCGCUACACUGGGCCAGACGACUCCCAUCACCCCAACCUCAUCAAACUGACCGUCACCAUGCCCCACAUAGACGGGAUGCUGCCGGUGGUGUCCACACACCCUCUCUCCAACUUCGAGCUGACCCUGAGUCCGGACGGGUCACGCGUGGCCACCCACCGCUGCUCCAACUUGCUGGACGCGGCGGAGGUGCGCACCAGGCACGGCUUCGUCACCGGGGCGACGCACCACCCGGAGGCUGCUGGCGGCGCCGCGCCGUACCAGUACAGCGCCGCUCUGCGGGGGCGGAGCACGCUGCGCUUCUACCAGAACCUCCACCUGGAGGCAUGCACAUGGGUGUUCAUCAGCUACUACGACAUGUCUGAGCUGCUGAGCGACUGCGGAGGGACCAUCGGCACAGACGGGCAGGUGCUAAACCUGGUGCAGUCCUAUGUCACCUUGCGUGUGCCUCUCUAUGUGUCCUAUGUGUUCCACUCCCCCGUGGGCGCCGGUGGCUGGCAGCACUUCGACCUGCACUCUGAGCUCAGGCUCACGUUUGUCUACGACACUGCCAUCUUGUGGAGGGACGGCAUUGGCAGCCCACCGGAGGCAGAGUUACAAGGUGCCCUCUAUCCUACCAGCAUGCGCAUCAGUGAACAGGGACGUCUGGUGGUGAACUUCCGCACAGAAGCCCACUUCAGAGGUCUGUUUGUGACGUCCCACCUUGCUUCACCCUUGACCUCCAUGAUCUUGUGUGCGGAGCACCCUGGACUGACCUUCAACCUCAGCCUGGUGAGGAGCGAGCCAACCUACAACCAGCCGAUGCAGCAGUGGACGUUUGUCUCCGACUUCGCCGUGAGAGACUACUCAGGUACCUACACGGUGAAGCUGGUGCCCUGCACCACGCCCCCGAGUCUGCAGUACACUCUGCCUCCCGUGUGCAGUCCCCGAGAGCUUGUGACCUUUGACCUGGACAUCCGCUUCCAGCAGGUGAGCGACCCGGUCGCGGCCGAGUUUAGCUUGAACACGCAGAUGUUUCUGUUGUCCAAGAGGACCCUGUGGCUGUCAGAUGGUUCCAUGGGCUUUGAACAAGAGACUGACACCGCCUUCUCUGAAGGUGACACCAUCUAUAGCCGCGUCAUGGUGGACCCCGUGCAGAACCUCGGCGACUCCUUCGUCUGCAACAUCGAGAAGGUGUUCCUGUGCACGGGCGCGGAUGGAUACGUGCCAAAGUACAACCCCGACACUUUUGAGUAUGGCUGCUUGGCCGAUGCACCAUCCUUGCUCUACCGGUUCAAGAUCAUCGACAAAGCGCAGCCCGAGACUCAGGCCAGGACGUUUGGUAGCAUUAGUUUCAACGCUGUCCUGGCUGUGGACGACCCACAGGCACUGGCUUUGGUCAGGCAGCCCGGGUCAGACGGCUUUAGGCUGGACUCCGCGUCCCUGUUUCAGGUAUCCACCGGGAGGGAGUGGUACAUCCAUGCCAUCUACACCGUCCGCUCCAAAGCCAACGCCAACCGGGGAAUUGGGAAAAGGAGCCUGGAGUACCACCAAGUGGCCGGUUACACGCCUCGGUACAGCUUACCACGGCCCAGGAGGUCCGUCACGGGUGCUCCGGCCCCGGCGGAGGAGAUCGGCGGCGAGAAUGAGCGUGGAACCAACAUCCUGCACAUAGCACUGAAGCGCGACAGUCGGCGCCGCCCCCGCCCCGACGACGGCAUCCAGGCUGCGGUCGCGCCCACCGAGAGGGAGCGCACGGACGCCGGAGAGGACCACAUGGUGACGGUCGCCGGGAUCCUGGCGGCCCUUCUCCUCACGGUUCUCCUCCUCGCGCUCGCCGUGCUGGCGGCCCGGAGCAGGCGUGAGAGGAAGUCGGAGGUGCUUCCGAAAGGGUCUGGCAGCACGGAGCCCAUGAUGACACACGCCCUCGACACCCACGACAGCUCUGAGGUGUGAUCUUCUCACUGAGACGUUUACUCCACCCAUCGCAACCAUUUUUGUUUUGCAAGUGCCUCUUAUGUACUUUGACAAGCAAGAGACUGAGAAGAACUGAGAAGAAUUACGCUGAGUAAUGGCUGGUUCAUGUCAUCGUAACUGACACUGAGACGCCUUCCUCAGCUGUCUUAAGAUGACGAGCAGUGUAUUGCUUUGGGAAGACCAGGCCCAGAUCUCACAGGGACUUUCACUUGGUCAUUCCUGAAGCAAAGAUCUCUGAAGCACAAGUAUUAUUUUACGAUUCUGAGGAAGUCCAUAGAAAGUGUUUACCUAAAGGAGGCACUUAUUGUCUACUACUACAUUGACAAUAUGUUAUCAUCUACAACAUGCAUCAAGUUUAUUUAAAUCCAAAGGUGCUAGAAGCUGCCUACCCAGGUGGAUAGGAGCGUAUCUGUACAAAUGUGGGGUAUUUUUCUUUCAUUUAAUGUGGUUCAAGGAUCAUUUAAGUUCAACGGUCGCAUUAUAUAUUUCAAAUCACGUUGUACUGAAGUGUUACUGGUGUUAGCGGUGACUUCAGAUUGUUUUUAAAAGCUUCUUUUGUGUUACGGUGGGUAGUUUCCCAUUACACAGAACUACAGUUGCUCAGUGCAGUACUCAUUUUUUUUUAAGUUUUGUUUUCUUAUAUUUUUACAAACCAGCGUGACCCCAUUUUGGUCAGUAUUUUUUGCAUGACUGCUUGUAUAAUGUAAAUUCAUAUAAAGCCUUGGGGGGGCGAGGGGGGGGAGUGUUCAAAUGGAUUUUAACCGAUUUGUGUUUUCAUAUGUUCACUUCAUUUUAUCGAUUUGUGUGUUUGUUUUGACUUCGUCCCGAACAUCGCACGUUGGGCGUCAUGGUGACAAAUCUAGUUCCGCGCGAGUGUAGUGAGUUCAUCAUUAAGAAUUGCUAGGAGACUGUGGUGAGGUUAUCACUAGGACACCAAACACCCUGCUGGGUCUCAGAAUGCUUCCUGGGUGUUAAACCCAGUCAGUUCUGAGGACCACUGCUACUGCAGCGUUUGUGCGCUUUCGGGUUCUCCACGGUUGCGUGUUGUUGUGUGGCGGUGUAUUUGAUCAGAUGCUAAGUGUACGCAAGUAUAAAUUACCGGGGCGACAAGCUACAGAAACGCAGCUGCAGUGAUGCGUUUUAUUCAAGAUUGGCUUACCUGGACAACGUACGGAUAACCCACACGCUUAUUUGUAUGAGUUUGCACUCAUAUGAGAAUAGCUAUGACUAUUUAUUUAUUGCUUAAUCAUCCGUCUAGUGGGCACUGUGUACAGAAGGACCACGGUCAGCCACAGUUAUUCAGAUACAUAAAGUAGGUGUAGUUGUGCACUUGUGUUCACCGGUUACAUUAGUUAGGCCAUGAUUAAAUGUGACGUGACCUUCUGACCUCGUCUGAAACAGGUUCAAGUGGUCACAUGUUUAAAGACGUGCUAUGCAAUUCACAGUCGGAUUCUGCUUGUGCAUUGUAGGUUUUUUUAUAGGGUUCGUGUUUUUCACCGUUUCACGUUCUUGUGAACAUGGGAUUUUUUUUUGGAAUUCAGUUUACACGUGCGUAAUCGAGUUACUCCUGCUUAUGUACAUACGUGAUUGCAUAGAAAUAUCGAUGUUUUCUUGGGGAAUGGUCAGCGUUGACUACUAUAUUCAUAAUCACAAACCAUAGGUGUUUUCUGUUUUAAAGAAAGGUGUCUUUGUAACUUGACUGCUGUUUAUGAAAUGCAGAUGAAUUAACAAACAUUACCUGGUGUGCAUUGUGCUUUUCUA